CCCCGCCCCUCGCCCCGGGUAGGAGCGCGAGAGUCGGCCGCCGGUGGCAGCAUGGACGCGCCCUGGAGGGCCCUGUCCGCCGAGGAGCUGGAGAAGCAGUACUCGCCCAGCGAGUGGGUGGUCCGCCGGGGAGCCCAGGAAGCCCUGCAGACCUACUUACAGCUGGGAAGCGAAGCCACCAGCAAAGCCCGGGCCACCAGGAAGAGCCAGCUGGAUGUCCCCUAUGGAGAUGGGGAAGGGGAGAAAGUAGACAUUUACUUUCCUGAUGUGGUAUCUGAAGCUUUGCCUUUCUUCGUAUUUUUUCAUGGAGGAUACUGGCAGAGUGGAAGUAAAGACCAGUCUGCCUUCAUGGUCAACCCACUGACAGCACAUGGGGUGGCCGUGGUCAUCGUGGCUUAUGACAUUGCCCCCAAAGGCACCAUAGACAAGAUGGUGGACCAGGUGGCCCGCAGCAUCGCCUUCGUGCAGAAGAGGUUUCCAGAGAACAAAGGCAUUUUCCUGUGUGGACACUCAGCCGGGGCUCAGCUGGCUGCCAUGAUGCUCUUGGUUAACUGGUCCACGCAUGGAGUCACACCCAGUCUCAAAGGGUUUUUCCUGAUGAGUGGAAUCUAUGAUCUGGAACCUCUCCUGUCCACCUCCCAGAAUGCCCCUCUCCACAUGACACCGGAGGAUGCUCGGAGGAACAGCCCACAGCGGCACCUGGAGGUGGCCCCGGUGAAGCCUGGGAAUUCUACCUGCCCUGUGCUGGUGAUUGUGGGUCAGCACGACUCCCCAGAAUUCCACCGGCAGUCCUGGGAGUUCUAUGAGACACUGUGCCAAACAGGGUGGAAAGCCUCAUUUGAAGAACUGCCCAGCGUGGAUCACUUCGAAAUCAUUUGGAAUCUGACCCGGGAGGAGGACAGACUCAACCAGAUCAUUCUGAAAACCAUCUUCAGUAGGGCUGCAAGCCCUCUGCUUCCCAGAAAGCCUUUGGAGGUAAAGGCACAGCACUGACCUGCGCACCUGGCUCUGAGGUUCUGCUCCCUGCUGUGAAUGUGGCUAAUGUUCUUCCAAGUUCCCCUGGCCCCAGCCUUGAAGAAGCUUCAGGCAAUAUCCACAGUUCAAUCUGAGAUGCCUGAAGCCACCACUUGGCCAUGUCUGGCCCUUCUGCCUACUGACAGGGUGUGUGUGACAAAAUGACUUCUCUCUGGAGUGACUUGUGGAAGCUAUGAAUACCAAAAACGGAGCUGCUGGGGCCAGGAAGAGGAUGAGUGUUUGCUCAGCAUAUGUGAGGCCAAGUUCCAUCCCCAGCACUUGGGAAAAAAGUGAAUAAGGAGUCUUAAACUAGGAACUGGUUGCUGAUGCCUUGAUCCUAGCUAGUGAGGAGUCUGAGAUUUGAGGAUCAUGGUUUGAAACCAGCCUAGAUAGGAAAACCUAUGAGAUGCU
Molecule: messenger RNA, 1425 nt
Organism: Dipodomys spectabilis (banner-tailed kangaroo rat)
Lineage: Eukaryota; Metazoa; Chordata; Mammalia; Rodentia; Heteromyidae
Gene: Afmid
Product: arylformamidase
Exons: 11
Coding region: 52-993 (313 amino acids)
Molecular function (GO): arylformamidase activity
Source: RefSeq, a predicted model, not a curated record